AUGAAGGAGAAGAGAUAGAUGAUAGAAUUUUUGUAAUUUUUAGUUCAUCUCAAAUCCAUAGAUAACACUCCAAUAUUAUGUGGCUCAAAUUUAUUACAUUUAUUAGUUUAAAUGUAUGUGAACCUUAGAUACAAAAAUUUUGAAAACAUUAAGAUUUCAAAUACUUCUUUAGUGCGAGCCAACUUUGUUAGGUGUGAUUUAGGUGGAUCUGAAUUUGAUAAUGUAAAUAUUAGCGGAAUAAAUUUAAAUUGUGUAAAACUAUUUCAUUAUAAAUGGUAAAAUAUAAGAGUUGAUUAAUUGCAUCAUUUGAAGGGCAAUCUUUAAAAGGUCAAAUAAGUAUCCUUUUAGCCUAAUGGUACUAUGUUAGCAUCUUGUGCUAUGUACAUCUUUUCAUAUAUGGGAUAUUAAGAGAGGAAAAACAUUAUCUAUAUUUUAUAGUAGAGGCAUAAUUUCUGUGUGCUUCUCACCAAAUAGUUUUUGCGUAUUAUUCUAAUUUAAUUAUUCAAUGGGAUUUUGAAAGAGGAUGACGAAAAUGUUAAUUGUAUAGCCAUUAUCGUUAUGUUUAUUCAGUAUGCUUUUCUCCAGAAGGUACUAUUUUUAAGUUACAAAUUAUGA
This is a messenger RNA of Paramecium primaurelia, 615 nucleotides long. NCBI's taxonomy places the organism in Eukaryota, Ciliophora, Oligohymenophorea, Peniculida, Parameciidae. The record is from the annotation of a GenBank genome assembly.